CACGACACUCCUCCCCACCAACACCACCCACAGCCCCCAUUUCCGACUUGACGCAUACCCUCGUGUCCGCCUCCGGUCCCCGCGUCCUAUCGUCCGUCCCACGAAGCUCAUUCGCCACCCAAUUCGAUCCUCGCGCCAUCAUUCCACCCACACGCUCACCACAGAUCCAUGAUCAGUGACCUUUGAGGACAGCUCGAUUUCCCGCCCGGUUUAGCUCUGUUGAUGGCAGCCUCGGAACAUGCCCAACGCUUCGACCACUUCCCCGAAAGCAUACCCGGCGGUAUCACGCGUUCGAGGUGGUAGCGGCAGCAGUGCGCAUCUCGCGGCGCCCAGAAACAAUGGUACCAGCACCAGUUUAGGUCCGCCGAUGACGGGAGCUAUAGGAGUGGCCAUGUCCGGCCCAUCGAAUCCAAACGGUCCGGGGGGAUUUAGCUCCAGCUUGCGGAGCACCACGACAACACUCACGACACCGCACACGCUUGUGAACGACUUCAACCCCCUUAGUCCUGUUUCAAGCGAGGCCCUAGUGGAAGAGCUUACAGACCAACUCAACAAAGCUAUCAAAUACAAAGAAGGUGCCGAGAACUUACUACAGGUCCUCGACUCGAAGAAAGUCAAGGAGGCAAAGCGCGCGAGGAAUGAGGCGGAGAAGGAAUACAAUGAGAGGAAUCGCGAGAUCACACAGCUACAGAGUCAGAUUGCGGCCAUCACAAAACCCCGGGAAACACCGAUACUACCGCGGGUCAUCGAGACGCUCCUGGAUCUACCCAACCAACCUCCUGCCUCGAACGGCGGAGGUUCAGAUGUUUCGGAGACGGAGUCACCUACGGUCUCGUUGACGGAUGUCUUGCGCGAUCUAGAGGAGAAGGGAAAUAGAAACGAAUUUUACAUCUCGAGGGCGAAUCAGUUGGUUCUACUCUUCAAGCGACAUCCGAACCUCAAGUACGAACUCAAUUGGGAGACAUUCGGGCACCGGUUGCAUUCGCUGCUACUGCACGAAAGCAAAGACGUCAUUGCUGCUGGCUACCGCGUCACUCGAGCCGCCCUGACGGACUUGCAGUCGCUGAAGACCACACGGCGACUCCACAUUGACCAUCUGGCUGUAUUGUCGCUGGUAUCGAGAUCUACCGUGGAACGUGAACAGGCCCUGAAGUUCGUGAGAGCAUUUCUGGAGAUACCGGGAGGCGUGGGGGAGAUAUCACGCGAAGUCGUGAGAGCUAUAGUGGCAUGUGCGGAGCAAGUAGACGACCGGUUGCGAGGAAUUGCCAUGGAGACACUGGCCGAAAUGUUGGUCCUUGACCCGGAACUCGUGGUCUCGGCCGGCGGAGUGAGGGUAUUGACCCAAGUUCUCGGCGAAGGUCCCUGGGAGAUCGCCGACUCUCUGAGUUUAGCAUUCCUGUACCUGCUUGAUAUGCCCGAUACACGGAAGUAUGUGCGGGCUGGUCAUGAUCUAGAGAUUGUGUUCUCGACCUUUACCGAUUCCAGUACUUUGGGUCCGAAAACACAUUCCGACGAGGAGAGAUUAAGGUCGGCAGCGAAAGUGAUCAGUAGUAUGCUGAAGUCGUGGUCAGGGCUUUUGUGUUUGUCCAUGUUUGAAAUGCGCUCUUUACGGUCGUUAGUUGAUUCAUUGCGUAUACCUUCUUCUGGCGUUCGGGACGUGAUUCUGGAGUUAUUUUUUGACAUUUUCCGCAUAAAGCCUCCUUCCUGGUCGACAACCUUUCUCGCUGGGAGAAGACUUACCACAUAUGGCCGUGUGGCCAAUCUCAAGAAUGACGAAUCUUCAAGAAAACCAGGCAAACAAGACAAUUCAUCCCAGGGCAACCUGGUGAAGCACUACACAUCACUCCUACUGGCCGUUUUCUUUGACGCUGGUCUGCUUGAGGUCUUGACCUCCAUCGUUGAGGACAACAGUGACCCCACAAUAGUCCGCAAAACUACCCUCCUGUUGGGCGAAGUAUUGAAACUGGCGAGCCAGCUGCUCCCUAGCAACUACAGUGCACGGAUGCAGCUUCUGCCGGGCCUAUUUUCGUCGGCCUCCAAGUUCGGGCUUGACGGACGUUUCUCGGCGUCUGCGGCAGUCUACCAGAUCGACAGCCUCAACCGGACACUUCAUCGUUCCUUGUCGGCCAGCACACCCCAUCGGAUUGCUCUGGAAGAGGAGAAAAGGGGACAACGGCAGGUGGAAUUGAAGCUGAAGUUGAACAUGACCAUUGAUGACCGACACUUCUCCAAUCUGAUUGUUGACACCGGGGUGUUAAAUACUAAGAGUUACAUCAAGUGGAACUGGGAUGCCCUGAAUGAAAUCAUUCAGGGACCCCUUCUCAAUCCUAAGAGGUUGGAGGAAGCCAUCAAAGUCACUAAGUUCAUGAAACGGCUUCUGUCAUUCUACCGUCCGUUUAAGUACCGGUUCAGUGAGAUCAAGAAUACGAAGCCGAAUCAGAGAUACGUCAAGACAGGUUGUGCGCUUUUCCGUACCCUCCUACAAACCAGCCAAGGCGUUCUUUUUCUAGCAGAACAUAAGAUAUUACGGCAGAUAGCGGAAUGUCUAGCACAAUUGGACAAGAUGAGCGGAAUUGUCUCUCCCGAACCGUUAUUCUCGGCUCAUCGCUUGACCGAUACCCUCAGUCGUGGGUACUUCUCUAUGCUGGGAACCUUGAGUAGUGAUGCGAAAGGACUCGCCAUGAUGGAGCGGUGGCGCAUGUUCAACAUGUUUUACCACAUCAGCGACCUCCAGGAUCGGCCCGACUUGCUAGAGUUGUUUGUUUCUACCAUGGAUUUCUCCUUGGAGGGCCACCCUCGCAUCAUCCUGUCAAAGGCAUUGACAACAGGCCCCAAGAGCGUCCGCUUAUUCGCAACGAACCAUCUUCGGAACCUGACAUCGCCGGACGAUCCGGACAAGGUUGCCACCGUCAGGAGCAACGAGACUGCAGAAUGGGCAAUACGCUUACUCAUAACCCAACUUUACGAUCCCGACGUGGAAGUAUGUGAAACCGCGGUGAGGAUAUUGGAAGAAGCUUGCAACACGACACACAGCCUCGAGUACGUAGUGAAAUGUCGACCGGCAUUGGAUCACCUUGGUGAGAUAGGUGCACCGUUACUGUUGCGGUUCUUAUCGACAUCAGUAGGGUACCAUUACUUGAACGAACUGGACUACAUACACCGUGAGAUGGACGACUGGUUUCAUGGACGAAACGACUCGUACGUGCUGGCGGUAGAGGCCUCGUUAGCUCGUGCCUUUGCCGAUGAUGAGCCAGUGAAGAAAGGUGUCAACACGAUGGACCGCGACAUGCUGGGGACAGUGCCGCCGCAUUUCUACCGUGAACUGGCACGGACUAGCGAGGGCUGCAAGUUGCUCCGAGAGAAAGGCCACUUCGAAGACUUUGCGCGGUUUAUACAGCAGUUCGGACAAGAGCAUGCAGACCCCGAGAUUGUUACGAAAAUCAAAGGAUGUUUGUGGGCGGUCGGUAACAUUGGAUCGAUGCCUCUUGGGGCUCCGUUCCUCGACGAAGCGGAUAUUGUCGGACCGAUAAUCAUGAUUGCGGAGACAUCGCAGGUGCUGACGCUCAAGGGAACGGCUUUCUUCGUGCUGGGUCUGAUAGCGAAGACGAUGCAAGGAUUGGAGAUCCUGCUGGAACAUGGUUGGGAUGGAUCGACGUCAACGAUGGGAGAAACACUAGGCUUCUGCGUGCCAAUAGACUUGCGACGGUUGCUCUCGGUCGAGCCGUGGCAGCAUACACGGGACGAAACCAGCGAAACCAACAGACCGUCGAUUCUGUCGAGAAUCCUGGGCGAAGACCCUGUAGACUCGGAUAUUAUUGGCGCAAUAGCCAACCUAUCCAACCAUAUCAAAGAGAGUCAAGCGACCAAAGAUCUCCUCAAACUCAAAGCGGCUCACAUUACGCACUUUGCCUCACCUGAGCUCUAUCGUCGAGUGAUGGUAUUACUCGAGUCUUACCGGUACCGGCUUCAGAUGCGACGGUUCAUCAUCGAACUGUUUGACAAGAGUGUGGUGGAACACUUGGUAAGGGAGGGACAGGCGGAGCCGAUAGGAUCACCGAUGUCACCAGAAGUUGAGCAUCAGCAUCAUCAGCAGCAGCAGUCGAACGUUAGCAUGAGUUGAGUUGAGCUGAAUUGCAAUUGAAUCUAAGUAGUAGUUGAUUGUGUGGAUGUGUGUGUGUGGAUGGACGUGUGUGUGUGUGUGUGUGGACGUGUGUGUGUGUGUGUGGACGUGUAGGGCUCGAGGUCGGAGGGGGUGUGGAGGUGUGUGGCAAGCACGGUCAAGAGUCGAGCCUGCGAUCGAGCUUUGGUCGUGACAUCUCAUAAAAUGGAAGCUACCGAUCUUGCCAUCCAGUCUUACAGCUCACAAGCUUCUCAAUCAAUCAAUGUGCAUGGGUUGCCUGGGGCCUGGGGGCGGGAGGGUGUGUG
Tricharina praecox is the source of this 4425-nucleotide messenger RNA. RefSeq names its product Rapamycin-insensitive companion of mTOR, N-term-domain-containing protein. The transcript has 14 exons. Gene Ontology annotation, cellular component: TORC2 complex. The record is from RefSeq and is a predicted model, not a curated record. NCBI's taxonomy places the organism in Eukaryota, Fungi, Ascomycota, Pezizomycetes, Pezizales, Pyronemataceae. The coding region runs from base 239 to 4120 and encodes 1293 amino acids. Gene Ontology annotation, biological process: TORC2 signaling.